UGCAGUUGACCAUGGUUUCACAGAGCUCUCAGUCUGUCUUGGAAAAGUUACCACCUAAGAGCAUCUGUUGCUGUCUUUGAUUUCUCCCUUGGGCAUUCUAUGAUGUUACUCUGAAAGAAACCCAGCAAACUGUAAGAGAAAACCAUCUCAUCCUGACAUUGUCUCUUCCUGUGAGUCCACUCACAUUUCCCAACACCCUGCAUCUUAUUCCACAAUGAAAGAUGUACAAGUUCCAUGCCAAACGGGUAAAAGUUGCUAUUGGAUAUAUGUGGACUUCAAAUCUUUGCAAGUUCAGGCAAUCUCUUAAAAAUUUUUAUCAAAAAUGUAAGAUCCAGCACUCAGCUUCAACCAUCAGAUACCCAACAAUGACUUAUGAUUGUGACCAAGACGGCAUCAGUUCAGAGGAAGAAAUGAAUCUCAUAGUAAUUCUCCAAGAUAUUAAAUUUACCCAAAUUGAACUCCUCAGCAGGAUGACUGACAUCGUCAGUGCAGUAUCAGAAGUCCAGGAAAAGAUCAAUCACUAUGAGAAUCAGAUGGAGGCCCUAGAAGCCAGAAUGAAUGUUAAUGAAGACAAACAAUUCACAAUCACCAAAGAUAUCCUCCCUGUGAAAGAAGACAUGAAUACUUUAAAGAACAAGGUUACAGAACUGGAAAACCAGAAAGCUUGCACCAGCAUAUAUUGUUUAGAAGUUCUGGAGAAAGAAAAAGCUAAAGAAAUUAUAGAACUGCUUUAUGAAUUUAUGCAACUGGAAACUAUGAAGAACACCGCGGUGUCUGUGGACCCUAAAAUCUCUACAGUAGAACCAGGAAAAGUGCUGGGUUAUCCAGAGCCUACUGAUCAUCCUGAAGAAAAUAAAAUCUCUACCAAAACUAAAACUCUAAGGAAAAGUAACCUCCAAAAAGCACCUAAAAGCCUGAAAAGGGCAAAGUCAAAUAUUAAUAUUUACCCAAACUUUGGUACAUGGAUUAAGCUAACUUUUGUUCAUGGAGGAAAGUGGAAAUUUUUCCUCAGGGCUACCAAGUUAGAGGACUUCAUCCAGUGGCUUCUUUCUACACCAGCUCUCCUUCCUGAGGAAGCACAGGUCAUCCCCAAGAGAGGCGGUCCACUCUCUGGACCUAUUUCAAGCUUGACUGCAGUUUUUCUUUCUCUUUUCAACUAUGUUUACUGCCUUUUUGGUUCUUCAAAAGAGGAAGUAACUAGGCUAUAGAGUGUUUUUCUUCUCUCCUGUGCUUAGUACAAAAUAA
Messenger RNA from Octodon degus (degu), 1245 nucleotides. RefSeq names its product coiled-coil domain containing 54 (gene Ccdc54). The coding region runs from base 222 to 1208 and encodes 328 amino acids. NCBI's taxonomy places the organism in Eukaryota, Metazoa, Chordata, Mammalia, Rodentia, Octodontidae. The transcript has a single exon. The record is from RefSeq and is a predicted model, not a curated record.